Molecule: messenger RNA, 1325 nt
Organism: Ipomoea nil (Japanese morning glory)
Lineage: Eukaryota; Viridiplantae; Streptophyta; Magnoliopsida; Solanales; Convolvulaceae
Product: zinc finger protein 1-like
Exons: 1
Coding region: 404-1216 (270 amino acids)
Biological process (GO): negative regulation of abscisic acid-activated signaling pathway
Source: RefSeq, a predicted model, not a curated record
ACUGAGUUCAACCUUAAGGUAUGUAUAUGCCAAUGGUAGUAGUGUAGUACUUUAGUAGGAAGAUGUCAUUUUUUUGCUUCUACUGCCCUCACACCAGAACUAGCCUUAUUUUACACAUUCUUUCUUAUUUUAUACCAUUUAUAUAAUAUAAUACAUAGGAGGUACUCCUUUUUCCCAUAAACACUCAGUACAAGACCUGUCUUAGUACUAUUGCAAUUUUUUUAUUAUGUAUUCUUUUUUCCCAUUCAUUGUCUUGCUAUGAGUCUCCCAUUCGAUAAAUACUGCUGUAAAUGACACCUCCGGUUUAGUUCCCCAAGUAGUGUCUUUUUUUCACAUGAAGCAAUAGCUUCCCACUUUCUUCGAAAAAUUCUGAGUACUGUGCUGCUACUAAGGAAACAAAUCAAUGGCAGAUGGCCAGAUGGAGAAAGUAGAAAGAGACGUACCUGAGGCUCCUCCUCUUCGUCAUGACUUCACGCUGCAGAACUCGAAAGACCAUGUGUCAGUCCAAGGAAAGGCUGGGGAUGGGGAUGGGCAGAAACGUGAUAUGAUGUGCUCAUCUGGUGGCUCUGAUCACAGGGGCAGUUCAGAGCUCAACCUUAUUCGCCAUUUGGAUAUGGAGGCAUCCCGAGUUCCAACCGAUCAAAACUUGAAAGUAGAUGCUGCUGCUGCUGCUGCGCCAAGGGUUUUCUCCUGCAACUACUGCCAGAGAAAAUUUUAUAGUUCACAAGCACUUGGAGGUCAUCAGAAUGCACACAAGAGAGAGAGGAUACUUAUGAAAAAGGAGCAGAGAUUAGGGCAGCACUUCAUGGCAGCAGCUGCAGCUUUUGGGCGCUCGAGUCUGGGCAUGGGCAUUCAUCACCGCCAUCAUUAUUCUAGCAUUGCUUCCCUUCCACUUCAUGGCACUCUGCACAAGCCACUUGGAAUUCAGCCACACUCCAUGAUGAUUAAGCCUUCUUACAUGCAUAGUUCUUCAGGGAUCAUUAAGAGGCCCUUUUUCAGCCAACAACCUGCAGUAGGUAAGCUCUUUGGAGAAAAUAAUUGUCAUAUUAGUUCAUCAGCUUCAGCAGGGCUGUUGAAAGAAAAAAUCAACAGACCAAGAAUAGUGGUUUCUUCUCCUCCAGGUGAAGCUGCCAUUGCUGAGGAUCUUUGGACAGGUAGCUCCAGUAAUCAUUUGGAGACUAAUAGAGAAAACCUUGACCUUUCUCUCAGACUCUGAACUUCUUUUCUUAAUUCUCCUCUCAUUCCUUGUCUUCUUGUUUUCCUCAGCCCAUGUUCAACAGUUAAUAUUUAUAAUAGUCCAUGUCAUUUUCACUUGUUCCUUGAAA